GGGGGUAUAUAAAACCAGGGCGAAACCGCCUGGUCUUCACACACUAGACACCAGCGCAGGGCUUGAUCGGCAGCCAGGGGCGGUUGCUAGCUCGGCGUGAGGCGAUGGGGAGGAGGCUGGACGUGCUGCUGGGGCGGACGUCGAAGCAGACGGCGCGGCUCAAGACGCUGCUGGGGCUGUCGGUGACGCGGCUGGGGGUGCUGCGGGGGCACCGGCAGGUGCGGUGCGCGCAGGCGAGCGGGGACGUCGAGCAGCUGCUCCGGCUCGGCCAUCCCGACCGCGCGCUGCUCCGCGCCGAGCAGGUCAUCCGCGAGCAGAACGCGCUCGACGUCCUCCUUGAGCUCGAGACCUACUGCAACCUCAUCACCGAGAGGGCCGCGCUCAUCGACGCGCACAGGGAGUGUCCGGAGGAGCUGCGGGAGGCUGCGGCGGGGCUGGUGUACGCGGCGGCGAGGUGCGGGGACCUGCCGGAGCUGCAGGAGGUCCGGCGCCUGCUCGCGGCCAAGUUUGGCAGGGAGUUCGCCUCCGCGGCGUCCGACCUCCGCAGCGGCUGCGGCGUAAACGCUAAGAUCGUGCAGAAGCUGUCGACCAAGCAGCCGAGCCUCGAGAGCCGGCAGUUGGUGCUCCAGGAGAUCGCCGCCGAGAAAGGGAUCUCCGUGCGCGUUUACGAGCCUCCCUGUGAGGACUCGGGACGUUAUAACCAGAGGAAGACGAAGCAGGACGACGAGAGGAUCAGGAUGCCACCAGUUGAUGACCUGGAGGAAGACAUUUCCGGCGACUCAGCGCAGAGGUACAAGGACGUUGAAGCGGCAGCUCAGGCCGCGUUCGAGUCGGCGGCUUCGGCUGCAGCCGCCGCGAAGGCCGCCAUGGAGCUCUCGCGGGGGGAGCCCAGGGGGCCCGGCGACAGGACGAAGCCAGGAAGGACGCAGAUGGAUCAUGAGACCAACAAAGGAGAAGAGAUGCCUGAUGGAAAGAAAUUUGAGAAGAUUGGACAUGCCCGGAAUUACAGUUCAGAGAUAGAGGUUUUGCCGGAGGACGAGGCAAAUCAUGGCAACAUUGCGGUGAACGAACUGAAACACCAUGAACAGCGCGAUCCAGCCAGGAGCAGGCCGGCAUCGGUCAGGACAAAGCGAGGAUUUUAGCUGCAACAUGGCAGCAACAGAGCAGAGAUGUUUCUUGAUCUCACUAUAUUAGUAGUUGAAAUUUCGCGAUGUGCCUGUAGUUAGAUCCUAUGGUACACUUAUGCCAUGCAUGUAAAGUAAAGGGGAAAAAAGAACAAAAAAGAGAUAUAUUUGAUUCGUUGCCAA
Messenger RNA from Phragmites australis (common reed), 1307 nucleotides. RefSeq lists its product as uncharacterized. Gene Ontology annotation, biological process: protein transport. The record is from RefSeq and is a predicted model, not a curated record. The transcript has 3 exons. The coding region runs from base 105 to 1142 and encodes 345 amino acids. NCBI's taxonomy places the organism in Eukaryota, Viridiplantae, Streptophyta, Magnoliopsida, Poales, Poaceae.